AUGGAUCUCUUUGCGUUUCUCCUUGUGAGUUUCGCGAUAACAGUUCUGCGCCUGUUCUAUGAGCAUUACCGUGAUCGAAAACUGCCUCCAGGGCCUCCCCGACUUCCAUUCGUCGGCAACCUUCUCCAGAUGCCUUUGAAGCGCCAGUGGUUGAAAUUCGACGAAUGGAGUCGCAAAUACGGUCCCAUCUUCUCCCUCAACCUGGCUGGGUCUGUGUAUGUCGUUAUUUCCGAUCCUCAGAUUGCGUGCAGAGUCCUGGAAAAGCGCUCGGCCAGCGACCGGCCGCGCAUGGUAAUGUUUCAAGAUCAUGUGGGAAAGGGGAUGUACAAUGCCUACGGAAUGUACCAUGAGGGCUACCGACUUCAUCAGCGCAUGCAAGGCCCUGUGAUGAGCCGUCGGGCCGCGCAGACAUAUUCUUCCGUGCAGGACCUCGAGACAAAGCACACCCUGUAUGAAAUGUUGUCCUCCAACGACUAUAAGAAGCUGUAUACGCGGUUCAACGCCAGCGUCAUCUUUUCGCUAGUCUAUGGGAAGCGCAUUAUCACAGGCGAGGAAACUGAACUGCAGGAGUGGCUGCAGAGACAUCACAAUUUCACCAUGGUGACCGCCUCCCCGUGGCUGGUGGACUUUUUCCCCGUCUUGGACCACAUUGUUCCCAGAUUCCUCGCUCCUUGGAAGAAGAUCGGAGACGAGAUAGCCUCGUUUGAAUCCCGCGUAUUACUCAAGCACAUGAAGAUGGGUCUCCAAAGUUCCUCCUGGAACUGGGCCAAGGAAUUUACCGCCUCCCCUGAAGGUCGGCAAGUCAGUCCACUCCAGAUCGCCUACGAUCUAGGUCUAUUAAUCGAUGCCGGGCUCGAAACCACCUCUACCAUCAUGGAAGUAUUCACCCUGGCGGCGAUCGUUGCCCCCGAAGCCAUGCGCAAAGCCCAGGAAGAACUGGAUCGUGUCGUUGGCCCUGACCGGCUGCCAUCGCUCGGGGACUGUGAGAGAUUACCCUACAUGUCAGCCGUGGUCGACGAAACCCAACGUUGGCGCCUCAUCAGUCCCCUCAUGUUCCCGCAUGGAAUGAUGGAAGAAGACACUUGCUUGGGAUAUACAAUCCCCAAGGGAGCAACCGUUUUCGCCCUCGGGUAUACCAUGUCACUAGAUGAGAGCAGGUUCGACAAACCCCUGGAGUUUCGCCCGGAGAGAUGGCUGGAGAAGGUUGAGAACGGUGGGUUCAAAAGUUUCUUUGGAUACGGGCGCCGGGGUUGCCCUGGUAGAGACAUUGGGAAAAACUCAUUAUUCUUAAUGUUCUCGCGCAUCCUAUGGGCCUACAAUGUUAAAAAUGGCGACUCCAAGGCUCCUGAUGACCGAGCCUCUUCGUCGGCGUUGAUCUCCGUUCCGCAGCAAUUCAAGGUCAUCUUCGAGCCUCGGAGCACUCAUCACCGUAUGAUGAUCGAAAGGGAAUGGAUCAAUGCCGAGAAGGAUAUCGACUUGUUGAUGCGGGAAAUCAAGGAGCGUCAGAUGAAGCUAGGAAUGGAUCGUGGAGGGUAG
Aspergillus thermomutatus is the source of this 1536-nucleotide messenger RNA. RefSeq names its product cytochrome P450. The record is from RefSeq and is a predicted model, not a curated record. The transcript has a single exon. NCBI's taxonomy places the organism in Eukaryota, Fungi, Ascomycota, Eurotiomycetes, Eurotiales, Aspergillaceae. The coding region runs from base 1 to 1536 and encodes 511 amino acids. Gene Ontology annotation, molecular function: iron ion binding; monooxygenase activity; oxidoreductase activity, acting on paired donors, with incorporation or reduction of molecular oxygen.